GAGUUAUUGUCACGAAGUCACGUAAAAUGAAACGGAUUUUAGAAUGUGGUAUUGAUUUUUCCCGGUGAUUUUCGUUUUCACUUGUCCUAUUAGUAACGCAAUGAAUUGAAGUUAAUCUUCCGAGUUUUAUAAAUUGAACUCUAUCCUGAUUCUUUAUCUUAUGUUUGGUUUCCUACUUAGCUAGCUACAUUCUUUAUUCAUUAUACGUGAUAUGUUGAAAGUUUUCAGAAACGAAACUCAAUAUUACUUGAAUACAAUUAGACUCUCGACGAGGGCAAGAGAAUGAGUAAGCUAUGUAAUUAACACUAUAUCAUCCUUAGUAAUAGUGCAACUUAGUCCAAUGAAAUUUAUAUGAAAAUUUAAUUUGUAACUACUAAUAUUAUUUUUCAAAUGUAUCUAGACAAAACCAGCAAAAAAUUGGAGACAUGUUCCUUUUACAACAUAGUAAAGUUUAUAGGCGCCACACCUAAAUACUUUCAUUUAACUCAACUAUGAUUCUGUAAUUGGUCAUGUCUCUAAUAUCUGAAGAGCACUGAAGAAGGUAUGAAAAUGGAUAGUUCCGCAGAAAAUUGGGAUCCAGCUCUUAUUAAAUUGUUGACAUCAUUGAAAGAGGUGCAAUCUGAUGGAGAGGAUGUUGCCUUCUUAAGUGAACUAUUGCAGUCAAAGCAGCUCCAUGCUUUAGUACAGGCUCAUAAUAAAAUUGUUGCAAAUGGUAAAGAUGAUAAAUUCUAUCCGCUGCUCUCAAAUGCUAUGCAGGUUACACUUGAAGUAUUUCAAAUGCUAGCUGAUGUUAUUUCUGUAUCUAAAGAGUAUGAGGAAUUAUUAAGCCUCUUGCAAAAACCACAUUUUCAGGCUAUACUCUGCACUCAUGAUGCUGUUGCACAAAAAGAUUAUUACCCACAUCUUCCCGAUGUGCCAUCUGAUGCAGAUGAUGAAGAGGAGACUGUCAAAAUUGUUCAACUCGUUAAAAGUGAUGAACCCCUGGGUGGAGCUCAGAGCGCAGAGCCAAUUGUGGGAGCAACAAUAAAAACUGAUGAAGAAACUGGAAAGAUUGUUAUUGCCCGAGUCAUGCAUGGUGGAGCAGCGGAUCGGUCGGGUUUGAUUCAUGCGGGUGACGAAGUUAUAGAGGUCAAUGGUAUCAGUGUUGAAAAUAAAACACCAUCUGAUGUUCUGGCAAUUUUGCAAAGUUCAGAAGGAACAAUAACUUUUAAAUUGGUACCUUCAUUUGGUAAAGGAGGUUCUAGAGAGAGCAAAGUACGUGUCAGAGCUCUGUUUAAUUAUAAUUCAUCAGAUGAUCCAUACAUACCAUGCAAAGAAGCUGGGCUAGAUUUCAAAAAGGGUGAUAUUUUACAUAUUGUAUCGCAGGAUGAUGCUUACUGGUGGCAAGCUCGCCGAGAAGGUGAUAGAGUGAUGAGGGCUGGUUUGAUACCCUCACGAGCAUUGCAAGAAGGACGUAUUAUUCAUGAGAGACAAACAGAUCCUCAGACUAUGGAUGGUAACCCAGCAUUGUGCAGCCCGACCACGGCUAGUUCAGAUUGUGGUCCUAAAACGCCAUGCUCACCUAAUCCUACAGCUACUGCCUUAUUGCCUUGUAAAUCUACUCCAAAAGUUAAGAAAAUAAUCUAUGAUAUUAAGGAAAAUGACGAUUUUGAUCGAGAAAUAAUACCAACAUAUGAAGAGGUAGCCCGUUUGUAUCCAAGACCGGGAUUGGUAAGACCUAUAGUGCUUGUUGGUGCUCCAGGGGUCGGCAGGAAUGAGCUUCGUAGAAGACUCAUAGCAACUGAUCCUGAAAAAUAUGUCACACCUAUACCAUUUACAUCGCGACCUCAAAAAGCUAGCGAACAAAAUGGAAAGGAGUAUGUUUUUGUGAGUCGUGAAAAAAUGGAACAGGACAUAUCGGAGGGUAAAUUCAUUGAACAUGGAGAAUAUAAAGGGAACCUUUAUGGUACUUCAGCGGAGAGUGUGGAAAGCAUUGUAAAUUCAGGUCGGGUAUGCGUCAUAAGUCCACAUUGGCAAGCACUGAAGAUGCUACGAACACCUCGGCUGCGACCAUACAUCGUGUUCAUACGACCACCGUCUCGAGACCGGCUCGUUGAAACACGAACAUCGGCAAAUGCUCGUUCAACCUUCGAUAAAGAUAGCUCACGAUCGUUUACAGAGGAAGAAUUCAAUGACAUCAUACGUUCAUCAAACCGUAUAAAUUUUCUAUAUGGUUACAUGUUUGACGAAGAAAUCGUAAACGAGGAUCUAGCCAGCGCCCUGACGCAGCUUCUGAAGGCAUCUUGGAAGGUACAAUCGGAACCUCUGUGGGUCCCAGCCUCUUGGGUCCAGUAAACAACUUUAUCAUUAUCUUAAUGUCGUUUUCAUAUAUUCAUCUAGAUAUUUCGUUGUCUAUUAAAACGUAUUAAUCCCAAAUUCAGUAUAUAUCGUAUAUGUAAAAAAAAAUCUAGUCAAAGUUCUGUAACUUGUUUGUUACCAAAUCGUAGACAACUACUGUUAUUUUAUUCCCAAUUUAUAUAAGGGAAAAAACAAUAGUAGUGUUAAUGGUAAUAUUGUUAAGUAGAUCUAAAUUUUCUGUGUCAUUUUAAUACUAUAUAUAGGAAUGUUAGUACAAAAUUGUUUUGUCUGACAAUAAGACAUGAUUUGCAUUAUAUAUUAAAUUUAAGCUGCAAUUAACCAACUCACUAUAUACUAAAUAAGAUGACAGAGUAACAAUAAAAUUGAGUACUAAAUUAGAGCAACUAGUAAAUAAUGUGGGUUGGUUUAUUGUAAAUUUUUAUCGCGCCGGGGGCAUUGUCGUGCCCCCUGAAUUAAAUAUUUAUAUCGUCCCUAACCCACCCUGAUGGGGCGCACAAUGUGUUCAACAUGACCGAAACUCCAACGUUGACUAUAAGUAUUUAAAUAAGUUUAUUGUGCCUCUUUAAAUAAUGUAAGAAUAUCGUCAUAAUUGACUUCCACUUUCCAGUCCACAAUUAUCGUAUUUAGAGUUUGUGCAAAAAAAGAAAUGAAAGGCGUGCGUGUGCUAAUUUUCCAUUUCUCACUCGUUCUUCCACUUUUCGACAUAACUAUUGAAAUAAUGGCAAAGAAAAGAUAAAUGACACAUGAAGGAUUAACCGUAGCUUUCUGAGACCAAAAUCCUCAUUUAAAAUUAUCUCUGUUUCUCAAAGAUAAUGACAGGGAUGACGAUAUAUUUUAUACAAAGAUUUUGGUCUUUAAAGUAGACCAACGGUAAGUAGUUGACCGGAAUGAAAUGUGUUGGCUGAAUUGGUUUAUGAGAUAAAUAUUUAUGUCGAUUCCUUUUAAUGUCACGUAACUUUUUUUGCACAAACUCUAAACGUCAUGUUUUUAUAUAGAUGUAAAAAAAAUUCUCAAGUUUUCCUGCUUCCUUGGACAUAUUUUUAUGACUUCCAUUUUUUUUUGCCUGUUGUGUUUUAUCAUGAGAACUGAAUAUAGUAUACCAUAAAUCAUAUGUUUGAUAUGUAGAUUAUAAAUAUAUAAUCAGUCAAGUAAAUAAUAAAAAAAAACAAUAAAAUUAAAACUAUCAAAAUAAUAUUUCUAUAGAAUCAUAGAUGCGUGUAUAGUUCGAAUUAUCGCCAGCAAAUUAGUAAUACAACAUAAGUUUGAAUUCAUUAUCAAAUUAAUCAACAUACAAAUUAACAAGCUUAUAGCUAUAGCUAAAUUGCUUGUUCUUAGAAAAAAAAUAUUCCACUAUGUUAAUUAUAAUUUUCCUAUAUUUUAUUUUGAUUUUGAAGAA
Papilio xuthus (Asian swallowtail) is the source of this 3754-nucleotide messenger RNA. RefSeq names its product membrane palmitoylated protein 7-like protein metro (gene metro). Gene Ontology annotation, molecular function: protein binding. The transcript has 12 exons. Bases 544 to 2334 code for a protein of 596 amino acids. Lineage: Eukaryota; Metazoa; Arthropoda; Insecta; Lepidoptera; Papilionidae. The record is from RefSeq and is a predicted model, not a curated record.